Messenger RNA from Orcinus orca (killer whale), 3220 nucleotides. It is a transcript of the gene TIPRL, whose product is annotated as TOR signaling pathway regulator. The coding region runs from base 248 to 1066 and encodes 272 amino acids. NCBI's taxonomy places the organism in Eukaryota, Metazoa, Chordata, Mammalia, Artiodactyla, Delphinidae. The transcript is spliced from 7 exons. Gene Ontology annotation, cellular component: cytosol. The record is from RefSeq and is a predicted model, not a curated record. Gene Ontology annotation, biological process: TOR signaling.
GUAGGUCACGCAACCUUGGCAACUGGUCCCGGAAGCAAAACCCGAGGGGCGGAGAAGAAGGCGGAAAGGAGGGCCUGCGUCCGGGUAGGCCGGCAGGGGGCGGGGUGGGGCCGGGCAUGGUAACGGCUCGGAAGCCGAGGGGGCUGGGUCGGGGGGAGGCGGAGGGACCGGUGUCGGUCGCCGCCGCCGCCGCUGCCGCCGCUGCUCCAGCCUGUUCCGUGUGGCCCACGCGGGCCCCGCUGCGGCCAUGAUGAUCCACGGCUUCCAGAGUAGCCACCAGGACUUCUCCUUUGGGCCCUGGAAGCUGACGGCGUCCAAGACCCACAUCAUGAAGUCAGCGGAUGUGGAGAAGUUAGCUGAUGAAUUGCAUAUGCCAUCUCUCCCUGAAAUGAUGUUUGGAGACAACGUUUUAAGAAUCCAGCAUGGCUCUGGCUUUGGGAUUGAGUUCAAUGCUACAGAUGCAUUAAGAUGUGUGAACAACUACCAAGGAAUGCUUAAAGUAGCCUGCGCUGAAGAGUGGCAGGAAAGCAGGACGGAGGGUGAGCACUCUAAGGAGGUUAUUAAGCCGUAUGACUGGACCUAUACAACAGAUUAUAAGGGAACGUUACUUGGAGAAUCACUUAAGCUAAAGGUUGUACCCACAACAGAUCAUAUAGAUACAGAGAAAUUGAAAGCCAGGGAACAGAUUAAGUUUUUUGAAGAAGUUCUCCUGUUUGAGGAUGAACUUCAUGAUCAUGGAGUUUCAAGCCUGAGUGUGAAAAUUAGAGUGAUGCCUUCUAGCUUUUUCUUGCUGUUGCGGUUUUUCUUGAGAAUUGAUGGGGUGCUUAUUAGGAUGAAUGACACAAGACUUUACCAUGAGGCUGACAAGACCUACAUGUUACGAGAAUAUACAUCACGAGAGAGCAAAAUUGCUAAUUUAAUGCAUGUUUCACCUUCCCUCUUCACGGAGCCUAAUGAAAUAUCACAGUAUUUGCCGAUAAAGGAGGCAGUUUGUGAGAAGCUAAUAUUUCCAGAAAGAAUUGAUCCUAACCCUGCAGACUCAAAAGAAUGUACACCUGUGGAAUAGAAUUUAUUACAACAUAUACUGACCGUGGAAUCCGACUGGAGACCUUGGGGCUAUUUGGAGGGGGUAUUUUUAUUAUGAGAAUUAAUUGCCUUGUCUAUGUGCAGAUUUUCUGUAGCCUUAAAGGAAAAAUAAAUAAAUAAAAGAGUGUCGCAGGCAGUUUCCACUCAACUGCUGUUGUACUCUGUCUUCAAAUUCAUAUUCCAGAAAUUUAUAUCUUCUGGAGUUAAAUUCAGAUUUCUAAAUUGUCACAAAGUGGGGUCUCACCAGUAGGGGGUGAUGUGUGUAUCUCUCAGAAGCAGUGGCCAUAACCUGUAUCUAUCAUGAAACACUAUCUUCUACCACGAGGAAGUUACUUUAAAUCAGUGAAUCGUAAUACCUUGUGACUUUCAUAUGAUUCCUAAUUGUUCACGUUGAUGUAGUGGCUCUUUACCUUGGGUUUUUUGAUGUUUAUUCACACUUCUGGAGAGUCAUGACUUGCCUCCUAGGAAAUUGAUCUCAAAUGAUCUGUACCCAGAAAUUAAAAAGAAAAUUACCCUCCUAAAUUUUAAUUGGCUUUUGAAGUUUAAAGAAAGUUUCAGACAUAGAAACAAAUGAACUAGGUUUUUGGAGGACUUAAGGUGUUAUGUCCAUGGAAACACACAAUCAUGGUUUGCCACUGACAGGAUGUCAGAGCUGUCUCUCCUCCAUCUUUAGGUGCUUUUUCUUAUGUGUGGUUCUAUUUGUACUGACGUUUUUUACUUCCAGCUUCCACGCACCCUCAGAGUGAAUAAAUCUUUUGGAUAUUGAAUUUGAUAUUGGUCCUAAAAGGUUUGAAGUGUUAAUAUGGAUUGUUUUAAGCAAAAAUUACAUCAGCCUCUGAAGCAACCAGAUUAAUUUUCUGCUUAAAAUAUUUGAAGGGUAGCUGUGGAGGAGGAAGAGGCUUAUUUUAAAAUCUAAAAGCCAGUUUUUCCUUUUUUAAAUUCAUGUUUUUGGGAAUUCCCUGGCAGUCCAAUGGUUAGGACUCCACGCUUUCACUGCCAGGGGCCUGGGUUCAAUCCCUGGUCAAGGACCUAAGAUCCAGCAAGCCGUGCAGCAUGGCCAAAAAAAAAAAAAGAUUCAUGUUUUUAACAUUACAGGGGAUCCAAUAAAGUGUAAUUAAUUAGUAAAAGAUCUAGGUAGUACAGAAAGUUUACAAAAGUAAAUUUGAAAUCCAUUUGGUUAUUUUGAUGGUGACCCUUUAAACAUUUUAUAUUCUUUUCUGCCUUUUAAAAUGGUCUCCAUAAAGUAGCAAGUCGUUAUAAAGCACCAAGUAAGAAAUUACUUUUAAUGGAUUUAAAAAAAUAUUUUAUUUAAAGGGCAGGGGAAAAGAAUUACCCCCUUUUUUUCUUGUUUGAAACAGCUAUUGUACAUAUUUCCACUUGAUACAUAAAUCAUUAAAGAAGAAUAUUUAAUUUUAAGUAUUAGCAAAACUCUUCAGGUAUUAGCCUGAAGAUAAAUUUUAGUGAAACAAAUACAGUUGGAUAUUCAUCAUUACUCAGACUCUGGUGUGUUGUUGUGUAUAUUUUUUUUUAGCUAAUUUUAUUAGCUAAAUUUGGUCACAAAUGAUUUGGGUAUUUGUUUGCUCUCUGCUACAUCACCUUCAAGGUAUAGGAAAUCAGGAUUUUGUUGGCUUUGAGAAAAUACAUGGCAUGUUCACUGUAUGUUAAGUAUACCGGUACUUAAUGUUUUCCCUUAGGACAGAAAAGUGUAUAUAUUGUACUCUGCUCUCUGUUUAUUUUAUUUGCCAUGCAGAUUUGAACAGAACAGACUCUUUAGUCAUACAAAUUAUUAAAAAAUGAAAAACUGUAAUAUUUAUUAGUUGAAUUAGAGGUUUCUGGGCAGCAUCAUAUUACACAUAUAUUUUUAACUUGAUUCAGAUGUCUUAGUCCCUGAGUCAGUCUUAAAUUACUUAUUUUGAGAAUCCAUUGUUAAAAAUUGUAGAAUUGACUGUUUUAUAGAAGAAGGUGGGAGGUGGAUAGGAUGAGUGUACUUUUGAAAGCUUCAUUAGUUUAUUCCUGUGGAGAAUGCCAAGAAAACUUAUAUUUGCCCAUUGCUAAACAAGACAUAUACCAUUUUAUAUUUAUUUGUUCCAAGUGUCUUUUUGUAAGAGGAGAAUAAACAAUAAGUAAUUACCCA